CAAUAGACAACGAGAAACGCGGAUCCCAUCUGUCAAACCGACACUGUGCUAGUCUACAAUGAUGCCGAGGGGGACAAAGGAUCUCUGUACUUAAAGGCACUAAAAGGCAGGUCUGCGGAGGAUGCUGGGCAGCCUGCCCCAGUUUGCACCCUUGGAAGCUCCGCCCGUCCGCCGUGCGCCUCCUCAGCCCUCAUUCAAAACACAACACAGCUGUUGCGAGGCGCGCUGUUGUGCUGCGGAGCGUCGUGGUGUGUAACGACCUGCGGAGCGCCGUCCUCUGAUGUGCCCGCUGGAGGAGAACCCGCAGACGGAGGGCGAACGCCGCGUUUCGGCUGCAGAAGCAGAGGUCUGAGAAAGACUGGAGCCUAUAGCGAGGGAGAGGAGAUAUUACACACCAACAAGCAACUGCUCCUCCGGCACUAUGCGCAUCUGACACAUAUCUGGUUGAAAGCCGAGCAGGCAUUACUGCAGCUGAGAGCAAUGAAUGGUCUCCUGCGAUAAAGCUCGAUGGUAUGGGAAUGAUGGACCUCCCUAAUGGCCAAUCAAUCCUCUCCAACACUGCUGCAACAGCCUCAGAGAAGAGCAGCAGCUCAGAGUCUCUCAGUGAUAGAGCAUCUUCAGAGCUGAAGAAGAGUUUUGACGCCGUCGUGUUCGAUGUGUUGAAGGUCACGCCCGAGGAGUAUGCAGGCCAGAUUACCCUCAUGGAUGCUCCUGUGUUCAAAGCCAUCCAACCAGAGGAGCUAUCUAGCUGCGGCUGGAACAAGAAGGAGAAGCACAGCUCCGCUCCAAAUGUUGUGGCCUUCACCCGCAGGUUCAAUCAGACGAGUUUCUGGGUGGUAAGAGAGAUCCUCCACGCUCAAACGCUGAAGAUCAGAGCCGAAGUGCUGAGUCUUUACAUCCGCACAGCCAAGAAACUGUGUGACAUGAACAACCUCCACGCUGUCAUGGCUGUGGUGUCCGGGCUACAAAGCGCGCCCAUCUUCAGGCUCACCAAAACGUGGGCUCUACUGAGCCGAAAGGACAAGUCUACGUUUGAUCGCCUCGACUACCUGAUGUCCAAAGAAGACAACUACAAGCGUCUGAGAGACUUUAUCAGCAGCCAGAGCAUGGUCUCCUGCAUACCAUACCUAGGGAUGUACCUUUCCGACCUGACGUACAUAGACUCGGCCUACCCCUCCACAGGCAGCAUAUUGGAGAGCGAGCAGAGAUCCAACCUGAUGAACAACAUCCUGCGAAUCAUAUCGGACCUCCAGAGAUCUUGCACCUACGAUAUCCCAGUGUUGCCUCACAUCCAGAAGUAUUUGAACUCUGUCAGGUAUAUCGAGGAGCUGCAGAAGUUUGUGGAGGAUGAAAACUACAAGUUGUCACAGAAGAUCGAGCCCGGCACCAGCACCCCUCGAGCCAACGCCUCCAAAGAGGAUCUCGUUGGCCAGGAAGCGUCAUCCUCUCCUCUCUGCGGCCGCAAAGGUUCAGUAGUAGCUGACGUCCCGGCCACUCCUCCGUCCCCCAGGAACCUGCUGCCCUAUGGACACAGGAAGUGCCACAGCCUGGGCUACAAUUUUAUCCAUAAGAUGAACACAGUAGAGUUUAAAAGUGCCACGUUCCCCAACGCUGGCUCCCGUCAUCUGCUGGAUGACAGCGUGUUGGAGAGCCACAGUCCCACCAGGGGACAGGCAGAGAGCUCAACUCUGUCCAGUGGCAUUUCCCUCGGGAGCAGUGAGGGCUCCGAGCUCAGUGAAGAGAUGUCAUGGCCAGCUUUUGAGAGGACUCGGUUCUAUCACUCUCUGGGCCCAGUGACCCGUGUGGCCCGCAUCCCGUACAGAGGAGUCCUGAGGCCCAGCAGGUAUAGUGGACGCUUUUUCCGGAAAUGUAGCUCGGCUGAGUCAGAGGAACUUGCCGUGCACUUGUAUCCCGGAGCGGUCACGGUCCAAGGGGUGCUGAGACGGAAGACCGUGCUAAAGGAGGGCAAGAAGCCAACUGUGGCAUCUUGGACCAAAUACUGGGUCGCUCUCUGUGGAACUCAGCUUUACUACUACCCUGCCAAGUCCCUGAAGGCCACAGAGAGGAAGCAUUUUAAGUCUACAUCCAGCAAAAGCGUGUGUGUGGUGGGUCUCAUGGCUAUGAUGGCUGAUGAUCCAGAACAUCCUGAUGUCUUCUUGCUGACUGACUCUGAGCACGGUAACACCUACAAGUACCAGGCAGGGAACAGGAUGAACGCUUUGCUCUGGUUCAAGCAUCUUAGCGCUGCCUGUCAGAGCAACAGGCAACAGGUACCAGCCAAUCUGAUGUCAUUUGAGUGACCGCCGGUGAGAAGAGAGGGCUGAGGAAAGGGAUCGAGGAGGACGAGGAAGUGGAAGCUUUCACUGCCAUGAGCCCUGACGGAGCGAUUCUCUGACUCUCACCCCCCCCGACCUCACUGCAGCCUCACCUGCCACCACUGCCUUAACCAGAGUUCCUCGUGUGUCUGUGUGUGUGAGCGCAGCUCUGUGUGGAGAGAAGCGACUGCUUUGGAUGUGCUGACCAAUGAAUAAGGACCUGCACCGCUGCUCCGUCUACCCAGUCGCGCUCUGUGUCUUUUGUUCAGCACCUCGGUUGGAGCCGUCACACUUUCCACUCACGCUCAGAGCCAAAACCUGCAGCUUCGUCCGUGUUCUUUCUCAAGAGGCAAACUUGUUUUAAUCGAUAUCUUCUUCCAUGAUCAGAUGUAGGAUUUCCAGCUCUCAUUCGGUUGCACACACAGUCAGAACCUGCUGGGCUUUGGAUGGCUCCGGAAAACAUUUUUUUUCUUUUACUUGAUUGUUGCCGUUUUAGACGCUUGUGUUGGCUUAAUGAACGCAUUGCUUAGAUCUCACGCGCACACACAAUGGUCGCUCAUUACAUCGGCGUGAACGAAAGGGCUCCAGCUCCCGCGGAAACAGUUUCUCUCAUUUCCUGAAUGUGUACAGUUUUUAGCUGAGAACCUACCCAGUUUUUUUUCUGUCCUUUACUGAAUUUACUAGAUGUUUGUAUAACAGCAUCGGGGUGGGCGGAGCUUGGUUAGAUUUUCAGGAAUCUUGUCUGUGGUCCUCAGUGGUACGAUAAUCCCAGGAUCUAAGCUAAGGCGUGCGCACGGUUGGACAGAUGCUUUCCGGUUUGUUUGCUUCCUUUAUUCCAAUGUUUUCAUCAGAGAGGAAAUGCUGGGGUUCCUGGACUCGCGCCUACAAAACACUAAAGACUUGAAGCUGUGAAAAGUCCAGGAGGGAGAAAGAACUGACUCGUGAUUUUUAUCUCCUCUGUUCCUUUUGGUUGUUGGAGCCUCCGUUCUGGAGCAGACACUCGAAGCUACCCGGAGCCACACAGUCUUUUUAAGUCUGUUUUUUUUUUUUUCUGUGUUGUAGUUAGAUGUUUUUGUUGUUGUUGUGUUUUUUUUUUUUUUUUGGGAGGGAUGGUGCGGUUCACAGUAUUACCAUUUAGUUGGCGAUUGCACAGCAACGUAGGUUUUGUCUGUUACAUACGAAUGUUAGACUUUUGUGUUUUUCUAUUUCUACCCUUUAUUAAUAAUGUGUGAAUUUUCUGAAAGAUGACAUUUUUUUUUCCCGCCGCCCUAACCAGCCCCAGCUCAGUUUUAGGCCCCUAACAAAGUGGCGUCUUGGUUGGAGAAAAAUAGAUCCCCUGAUAGGUUGCCAUUAGUGCCAAUUGAUGUUAGCUUUCCAGUUUUUUUUCCCCCCUUAGGUUGAUGAGACAUUGAAGGGUUAUUAGCUGUGCGCCACACAAGUACUAAUGUGAAAACACGAGCUGAGAAGAGGUGGGACUGAUAUCCAGAAAUAAUUCAUUUUCUCAACAGGCGCUUGUUUACAUUGUACGGGUGCAUCUCAGUAAAUUAGAAAAUGAUCGAACAAUUAAUUUAUUUCAGUUCAAGCUGUAAAACGAGUAUAGAUGGAGCACGCAGAGUGCUGAAUAUAUGAAGUGUUUGUUUCUGGUGUUUUUUGAUGAUUCUGGCUUACGGCUAAUGGAAACGUACAACGUUUCUCAGACGUUAUUAUAUAGGACCAAAAAAAUAUUUUUGAAGACUCUAUGGCCUACUGAAAGUAAUAUCCAUGUUCACUCAGUACUUGGUCGUAGCUCCUUUUCCAUGGAUUCCUGCAUCAGUGCAGCGUGGCAUGGAGGUUAUCGCCCUGCGGUUCUGCUGAGCUGUUCAGGAAGCCCGGCUUGCUUCUCUGGCAGUGACCUAGUGUGGCUUACUCUGCUUGAGGUAACUGUUUCCUUUAGCUGUAAGCCAAAUAUGUUGAAAUCAACAGAAUUAAACACUUCAUAAUAGCCAUGUAUCACCCUGUUUAUAGUGAAUCUAUUGAAUUUUAAAUGGAAUUACAGAAGCCAGCCAGGUUUUUUUUUUUUGUAAUUUAUUUAGAUGCAUCUGUAUGUUUACACAGCCUAACACCCUCAUUGCGCCCCCCCUGUGCUGUAUUACAGGUGAAAUGGUUUGUGUACAGGCACAUGAAUAGCCUGUCUGUGAGGUACAGUACUAGGAGAGGGCACAUUUGAGGUUGUUGAUGCGAGGCACUGGCGAACAUAUCCACAAUCUCAGAACUAGCUUUUACCUCGCGUUAUUAAUCUCUGAGGUAAUUCCCACGUCAUAGAGACACAUCGAUACAGAAAUCCUCUCCUUUAGCACAAUAUGCUGUACAGUUUAGCGGUUCAAGUUAGCCCCUUUUGUUUAGGUCAGAUGUUGUGUAGUAGGAUGAGUUUAGAACAGAAAGUCGGGAUGUUCUGGUGAACCAACCUGUGGAAGAAUGACUGAGGAAGCCAAAGAAAGGCAUAUGUAAUGUGACGGUCCCUGCAAGCAUGCCGUGUGUGUGUGAGGAUUUGGGUGCCUGUUCAUACUUCUCUAUUUUUUUAAAAAGCGACGUAAUCAAAGCCAGAUAAGGCCCACCUGUCACUGCUGAGCAGUGGGGCGGCGGCGGGCGACCAGCUUUUCCCAGUCACCCGUGUAUGACUGACGUCUCACGCGAUACGCCGCCUUGUCGUGCACUGGACGUGUGAAGAACGGAGGACUGGAAGUGGAAACUGAACCGGAUCGGCUUCAGAAAGAGGCACUGCUUAAAGGGACAGUGCCACAAUCUGUGGAAACGGGCGGGGGGGGUUUGGCCCAAAUGUUAGAGGAGGUUAAACUGUAUUGAACCCUGGACGCUGGUGGCUGUUUACUGACUGUGUGCAGGCCUGCUCAGCCUGACGAGUACGGAGUGACUGCGUACGGCUGAGUAAGAAUCAAAGCCAAGAAUGUGAGAAUCUGCAGGAAGGACUGUAAAGCAAAGUGGGACGGAUGCCGAUCACAUUUCCUUUUCUUUGCAUUACAUUUGCUUUAUUUGAUGCUAAUUGACAAUGAUAGAUGAAAUACCCUAUGUAACUGAGUUUUAUACCAGAGCAAAUGGGUGCUUUACGGGCAUCUGUGAAUUUGAGUAUAAUUGAUCAUGACAAGCACUUUUUGUGAUGUUUUCCCUCACUGUUAACUAGGUUUACAUUAUUAUUAUUAUUAUUUGUGUUAUUCACUUCUGUACAGGCUAUGGUCAACGUAAUGGAAACACGUGGAAUACAUUUUGGGACGUUUCAGUCAUAGUUUCAGCAUUGUCCCCCCCCCCCCUGAUCCAUUUUCUGAGUUUGGGAAUAGAAACUUUUGAGUAUUAGUUGCUUUACUUCUCUCUGCUCUACUAGGUUGUUUCCUUUAAACUGACCAUACUCUGCAAAUGCACAGCUUCCCCCCGUAUUAAAGUGUUUUAAGUCACCUGAUUUCAGUCGAGCAAAGCGUGCGACCUGAGGAAGUGUUUGUUUAUCCUUUGAACCAAUGUGAGUCUGUGCCACGUGUCCGAUAUCAUUCACCGUUUACCAAGAACAGCAGCAGCCGCCGUCGUUUGAGUCGGGAGGACUGGACGACGGCGGCGGCGUGAUCUUUACCCGACUCCACGUGUCUCUGUCUACCUGUGUCAUGACUGUGGCGAGCGCUGUGACCUCUCCUCUGAGUGAUGUGCUGCCUGGUGUGAAGACUGAGAACCAAUAAACACUCUGCCCUGUUUUUGUUUUUUACUCCAUA
This is a messenger RNA of Fundulus heteroclitus (mummichog), 6064 nucleotides long. RefSeq names its product Ral GEF with PH domain and SH3 binding motif 2 (gene ralgps2). Gene Ontology annotation, molecular function: guanyl-nucleotide exchange factor activity. Lineage: Eukaryota; Metazoa; Chordata; Actinopteri; Cyprinodontiformes; Fundulidae. Bases 513 to 2300 code for a protein of 595 amino acids. Gene Ontology annotation, cellular component: plasma membrane. Gene Ontology annotation, biological process: positive regulation of GTPase activity; Ras protein signal transduction. The record is from RefSeq and is a predicted model, not a curated record. The transcript has 22 exons.